This is a messenger RNA of Fonsecaea nubica, 1275 nucleotides long. RefSeq lists its product as hypothetical. Gene Ontology annotation, biological process: fungal-type cell wall organization. The record is from RefSeq and is a predicted model, not a curated record. Bases 1 to 1275 code for a protein of 424 amino acids. Gene Ontology annotation, cellular component: fungal-type cell wall; plasma membrane. Lineage: Eukaryota; Fungi; Ascomycota; Eurotiomycetes; Chaetothyriales; Herpotrichiellaceae. The transcript has a single exon.
AUGUUCUUCGGCUCAAUUAUUUAUUUUGCAGGUGGACUGCUACUAGCAGUCUACGCGCAAUCGACACCAUGUGCCUGCUCAAAUUCCACGAUCUUGAUAAACUCUCUAGAAACACUAGAGGCUGCUCAGGCUUGUACCACGGCAGCAGGUGACAUAGUGAUUGAGUAUGGCGAGGAUUUGCCUCCCGAGAUCGAAUUCCCGGUGCUCGAGACAGUGGAGGGAUCUGUUCUCUCCCUAAAUUUCGACGAGAACAUUCCUGCCUGGCGAUUCUCAGCUCCAAGGCUCAAUAGGGUCAAGGAUUUCUAUCUCUCACACUGGGUCAAUUUGACCACCAUUGACAUGCCUUUGUUCGACCACGCGGAUAGAAUCAGAUUGAACGACCUUCCACAACUCACGACGGCACAUUUCUUGUCUACUGUCUCGAGGAUCGACUUCAACUACGAGAUAUGGAACACUUCCCUCACAAAUAUCACCAACAACCGAUUGCUAUAUGCAACCUUUGUGGAAAUCUUCGACAAUCCAAAGUUGGAGACCGUAGAGCUCCUGGCUCUGCGGAAUGCAUCUUACAACAUCGCGCUGAGGAGAAACCGGCCUGGCCUAGAUGUGCGGUUGAGAGAUCUCAAGGAAGUGUGGCACUUGGAACUGCAACAAAUUGCCUCGCUCACUGUUCCAGUCUUGGAAAACGUCAUUGGUUAUUUUAUCGUCAACGCGAGCAGCUUGAACACGCUGAGUGCGCCAAACUUACAAACUAUUGGCACUUGGUAUGAUCCACACAUCGUCGUCACCGAUAAUCGCGGCCUAAUCGUCACGAACAAUCAAGUCCUGGACACCCUCAGCUUCCCGCAAUUGAAAAACGUGACGUUAGACCUCGUCAUUCGGAAUGAUACCUCCCUCAGGAAUGUUCAUUUUCCAGAGCUGCACAGUGUGGCCGGUAAUGUUGCUUUGGAAGGGCAAUUCACCGAAAUCACUUUCCCCGAUCUCAACAGAGUAGGUGGAGAGUUCAGCAUUGGCGUGGGUCAGUCAUCGGCAUUCUGUCGCCCGUUCCAGGACUUGAAAGAAAACGGUAGUAUACGAGGAGACUUUUCUUGUCCAGAAUUCUCAGAGCCAACUCCGAGAUCGCAACUCGAUCUCGACAACAUGCAGGAGUAUAUUGAUGAAUACCUUGAGUGGGUCAUUACUGGCCAAACUAACGCCGGAGCAAUUGUGACUGUUCCGGCGUUCAAGGGCGUCUUGAUGGUUGUUGCUUGCCUGGGUGCUCUCUUUCAUGCCAUGUAG